AAAAAGCACAAACGGAGGAUCUUCCCCAACUAUCAGCAUCCAUUUCUCUCUCCUCCUCAAAUACCAACCAAAAUUCCAUCAAAUUUCAAUUUUUUGUGAUUUUCAAUCUAUCAUCAUCUUAACUAAAAAAAUCUUAAAAAUCUCACAAAUUCAAAUCAAAUUUCCCUUUUUGAUUUCAGUUAAAAUGGCGAAUUGCAGUGAGUUUUCUCCGUUUACAUUUUCAGACUUCCCAGAAGACGUGCAACUGUGCAUCCUAUCGUUCUUAACGCCGUCAGACAUCUCCUCCUUCGCCUGCACCUCGAAACGGUUCGUGCCUCUGUGUCGAUACGACGGUGGGCGGGUUUGGUACGCCAUGUGCGACCGCAGGUGGGGUUCGAAGACCCAGAUCAGAAAAUGGGGCGAUGGGAAAAUCGGGUUCAGAUUCCUCUACAAGACCCUAUCGGAGUACGAGAAUCUGAUCGGGUUUUGGCGUCGCAGCGGUGGAGUUUCUGGCGGUGUAGGAAUAUUCGGCGAAGCUCCACUUGUGUUCUUCGAGUGGGGGGAAUCGUGUGUGAUGGGGUCUAGGAUAUUACCCUCUAAGGAUGGGUCUUACAAUGUGAUCAAAUCUCCGUUUAUUCGGUUGAGUUUAUCAGGUGAUGGGCAGGCCUUGAAUUACCUCAAGAACAAUACCCAAGACAAUGAGAAGGAAUCAGUUUUGGGUUCGGGUUCGGGUUCAGGUUUGGAUUUGGUUCAAGUGGAUGUGAGUUUUAUGGGGAAAGGUCAUGUGGUGUUGGAAGAAAGCAAUUUGAAUUGGGGGAAUUCAGGGGGUUCUCCAAAUGGGAAUGUGAAUAAGAACUUCGACAAUGUGGUUGUGGGGAGCCCAGAGGUGGAGAUUGGGUCGCCCCCAGACCGGAUGAUGUCGGAAAUGUAUCAGUAUUUUGCCAACCGGAGAAGUCCUGGGGCGGGUGGGGAGCGGGCUUGGAGGCGGCAGAGGAGGCGGGAGAAAGAGAGACAAUCGAGGAGGAAAUGGGAGCCUGAACAUCUUGUCAAGAUUGUUAAUUGCUCCCCUUCUCCUUCUCGCCCUUUGCAGGGACUGUGGAAGGGUCUAUGCAAGGACACGAGCCUUGAUUUCUAUCUUGUGGCAUACGAUGAUAUUGGAGGUGUUGCUUGUCGAAGAGUUGGGGACUCUUUGAAACCCUUGUCUGGUUAUGCACCUGUAUUUUGGACUUCAAAUGCUACAUUUAUUGAUUCCCCACUAUCUCAUGAAGAAGACUAUGUGUACAAUACACGUAUGCAUCUUGGACCUACAGGUGAAAUAGAAGAUGAUAUUAUUGAGUACUCACCUUCACGUAUUAUGUACAUUAACUCAAGUUACGACCUGGUGAUUCCUGACUUGACUGGGACUUCUGCAAAUCCUCGGCAUGUGGAGGGAAGAGUUUGGCAAUAUGUUGAUGGGACAUUUGGGUUUGGAGUUCUUCGUAACAAUUUUAUUGUGGACCUGAAGCAUAUUGCCCAAGAUGACUAUCUUUUGGAUGCUGCUGAACUCUAACUCUGUAGUGGGUGAUCCAUUCUCUGGAUCCAGUUGUGGCAGAGUUCAGACCAAGAUUAGUGAUUUAGAUUCUGCAGCUUGUAAUGUAAUUCUGGCUGUGUUAACAUAUUUCUUCUUUUGCCUAGUGGCUUGUAUGUUGUAACAUAUUCUUGUACAUUAUUCGAGGGCUAUUUCCCUUGUUUUAUUAUUUAACCCUCACCAUUCUUUUCUUUGCUGUCAUUUGGAUCAUGACAUGUGAUGAUCUUCUGGUCAAACUUUGUAAUAACUUUUCCAAAUUUCCAAUAAAUCUAAUGACAGCAUUUUCAGAACA
Molecule: messenger RNA, 1838 nt
Organism: Spinacia oleracea (spinach)
Lineage: Eukaryota; Viridiplantae; Streptophyta; Magnoliopsida; Caryophyllales; Amaranthaceae
Product: F-box protein At3g12350
Exons: 2
Coding region: 185-1528 (447 amino acids)
Biological process (GO): gibberellic acid mediated signaling pathway; SCF-dependent proteasomal ubiquitin-dependent protein catabolic process
Cellular component (GO): SCF ubiquitin ligase complex; cytoplasm
Molecular function (GO): protein binding
Source: RefSeq, a predicted model, not a curated record